AUGGAUUACACCGAAGUUGGGAACGAUGAAUGGCAAAGAUUGGAAAAAUCAACGAAUCAAUUGAAUGCUGUGUUAUCGGAGUAUUGUAGUUCUUUGAAACAUAUUGAGAUGUUCAAAGAUGCGGUUAUUCAAUUAAGAGAUGGAGAUGGAGAAAUUGUUGAGCAAGUGAGAAAAAAUUAAGGGGAAAUGAAAGUGGAAGGAUUUUAAUGACAUAGGAUCACUGUUCUGAAAUUUAAAAAAAAUUCUGAACUUAACCCGAUUUUUUCGUUCCGGGUUUUCUAAUUGGGGAACUUUUUUCGGACUUGACUGGUUUAUUUUAUUCAAAAUUCUGAUUUUUUGUGGAUCAAAAAUUUGGAAAAUGUUUUUAAAAAGUUUAGGGUAAUUUUCUAGCGUCAAAAGCUAAAGUUAAUUUUCAGCUCGAAGAUCGUGUCAUUGAAAACAAUGAAAACUUGACGGGACUCUGCCAUAAAAUGGAAAAUAAAUUGAAUAUUGUGGAAAAAGAAAUUGGACAAGUUUUGAGUAAAUCAACAACAACCAUACCGAUAACACCAACAAAAAACGAGAAACAACCAAAUACUCCUUCAAAAUAUGGAUAUUAUGAAGUGAAUAAAAAAUUGAAUCUGAUGUCAAGACAAUUGGAAGAUAUUGAAAGAUUGAGAGGAUUUUCAGUUUUUAUUUUUGAGGAAUUGGAAUUGAGAAGAGCGGAAUUUGAUUUUUUGAUGAAAAAAGUUGAUGAGGUUCGAGAAAGACAGGCGGAAUUAAAAGUGGUGAAAAUGAUUGCAAAAUGUUCGCAAUUUGAUGAUCCGCUAAGAUGUGUUUAUAUUCUACCGGCUUUAUUGCUCACAUUAAUGUAUGAUGCAAAAACUUGUCCAUCUUAUUUUGAAACUUUGCGCAAGAUUUACGAAAAACUUGUCAGCUUUUUAAAACAAUUUGAGAAAGAGGUAGAAAUUUCUAUUCUUUUCAAACUCAAGAUAGCACGAUAUUUCAGACACACCCUGGAAAACUUUCUCGUUUUGAAUCUUCUCCGAAUCUUGCCACUUCUUCGCCAAGAGUUCAAAUAGACGAAGCUCCAGUGGUUAGUAAUUUUUCGCGCGUCAAAACGUGACCCAUUUUUUUAAAGAAAAAAAAAAUGUAUGAAAUAAUCAUUUUUCAGUCCAAUUCUCAUUUAUCACACGGUGAAACCAUGGCACCUUCCGAUUUGUUUGCUCCGGUUGCCAAGGAUAGUCAAAUGACAAUGGCAAGUUGUCUAUAAAUGCCUCAAAAUGAAAUAGAAACAUGUUUCAGGGAACUGAUACUGAUCCAACACCAGUUCUGAGCAAUGGAGAAACUUCAGCCACUGAGGAAAAACAGGCACCAAUCGCUAAAGACAGUGUUGCCAAUUUCAACCCAGAUGAAAAGAAAUAA
Caenorhabditis angaria is the source of this 1404-nucleotide messenger RNA. The record is from the annotation of a GenBank genome assembly. NCBI's taxonomy places the organism in Eukaryota, Metazoa, Nematoda, Chromadorea, Rhabditida, Rhabditidae.